AUGAGCUCCAAGCCCGCGCCGCCUCCCAACGACGAGCCCCCGUCAUACCACGAUGCCAACCGCCCACCCCCGGGGGCAGCGCCGCCGCCAAUGGGUGGUCCGCCGAUGGGUGGCCCGCCGCCCAUGAUGAUGGGCUCGCCGCCGCCGCAGCAUCCCAAGCCCGCCUACUACGGCGCCGACCCCAACGCUCCUCCCGGUGGCUACCCGGGCGGCCCGCCACAGCCCGGCUACGGCUACUACCAGCAGUCUCCGCCCAUGGGCUACUACGCCCAACCGCCGGGCCCCUACGGACCUCCGCCGCCCGGCGGCUACUACCAGCAGCAGCCGUAUGGCCAGCAGCCGCCGUACGGCCAGCAGCCCUACGGCCACUACCAGGACGACAGGGGCGCGCGCAAGCCCGGCUGCCUCGAGGGCAUGCUCGCCGCGCUGGCGUGCUGCUGCUGCUUGGACUGCCUGCUGUUCUAG
Gaeumannomyces tritici R3-111a-1 is the source of this 465-nucleotide messenger RNA. RefSeq lists its product as hypothetical. The record is from RefSeq and is a predicted model, not a curated record. NCBI's taxonomy places the organism in Eukaryota, Fungi, Ascomycota, Sordariomycetes, Magnaporthales, Magnaporthaceae. Bases 1 to 465 code for a protein of 154 amino acids. The transcript has a single exon.